This is a messenger RNA of Ustilaginoidea virens, 1983 nucleotides long. RefSeq lists its product as uncharacterized. Gene Ontology annotation, biological process: proteolysis. The transcript has 3 exons. Gene Ontology annotation, molecular function: serine-type peptidase activity. NCBI's taxonomy places the organism in Eukaryota, Fungi, Ascomycota, Sordariomycetes, Hypocreales, Clavicipitaceae. The record is from RefSeq and is a predicted model, not a curated record. Bases 1 to 1983 code for a protein of 660 amino acids.
AUGACCGUCAAGCAGCUCGCCCCGUAUGGGACGUGGCCCUCCCCCAUCUCCGUGGAUGCCGUCAUCCACAAGACCAGAAAUUUAACGUCUCCGCGAGUCAGCCGCAGAACUGGAAGGGCCUACUUCGUAGAGAGCACCUCUCAAGGCAGACAAACCAUCAUCGAAGUCACACGUGGCGGCAGCCUGAGAGAUGUCUUGCCCGACGAGUACAGCGUGCAGAACCGCGUCUACGAGUACGGGGGCUCCAAAUACGACGUUCUGCCAGACGGCAGGAUCAUCUUUUCCAACAGGGACGACACGGUCCGCCUUGUCGACCCCGACACGGGCGACGUCUCGCUCGUGCUCGCAAGCCCUGCGUCCAGAUACUCGAGUUUCUGCUCCAGCAGCACUGCGCCACGGGUGCUGGCCAUUGAAGAGGACCACACGUUCGACGAGCCGUCCAGAGUGCGCAACUACCUCGUCGCCAUCAACGUGCGGACCGGCGCGGCCAAGAGGGUCGCCGCGGGGGCUGAUUUCUAUUUCAUCCCGCAGUGCAGUUGGGACGGCACCCGGGUCUCGUGGGUGGAGUGGAACCACCCUGAUUUGCCCUUUACGGCCGGCAGGUUGUUUGUCGCCGACUGGGCCGCCGACGGGACUGUCGAGAACGCCCGCCUUGUUGCUGGGGAUCAGCGCGAGAGCGUAGCUGAGCCUCGAUGGGGUCCUGACGGGUCGCUAUUCUUCGCCAAAGAGGAGGGCCCGUACCGAAAGAUUUACAGGCUGCGGCCUGGAGCCGAGUCCCAAGAAGAGAUCCGGCUGCCUGGUCUUGAUGAUGCCGAGUUUGGGGAAGCCGGGCUGGGUGAAGGGAGCCGUACGUUUGUGCCCCUGAGCAAAGAUGUGUUGGCUGCCUCGGCGGUGACCAGGGGAGUUGGGCGCCUCAUCGCAAUAGAUGUCACGACAGGUUCGUGGCACUACCUGAUCGGGCCGGACCAGCUGUGCCACAUGAGCGGCGACGCCAUGGCUCGCUUGGACGAUGCUUCGGUCAUGGUGAUCGGCAGCGGGACCGGCUCGCAUCAAGCCGUGCACGUCAUCAAGGUGGCAGACGCGCGCGGCAACAAAGUCGUGCGCGAGUCCACGGACGAGCACUUCCCGGCCCUGUGCUACUCGCGCCCGGAGCCGCUGAGGAUUCGGUCCGCGGGGACGACGCGCCGUCGACACAUCCACGGGUUCCUGUGGAUGCCCCGCAACGCCAGGUUCGCCGCUCCGCCAAGCGACCUGCCGCCGCUCAUCGUCAGCGUCCACGGCGGGCCGACCGGCAGGGCGGGGAGCGGGCUCGACCUGCGCACGCAGUUCUUCACGUCGCGCGGAUACGCCCUCCUGCAGCUCAACUACACGGGCUCGACGGGCCACGGGCGCGAGUGCCGCGAGUCCCUCUUCGGCCGCUGGGGCGUCGUGGACGCCGACGACGUGGUCGAGGCGGCGCGCCACCUCGCCAGCCGCGGGCGCGUCAAGCACGGCGCCGUCGGCGUGACGGGCGCCAGCGCGGGGGGGUACACCGCCCUGCAGUGCCUGUCGAGGCACGCGGGCAGCUUCGCCGCGGGCGUCUGCGUCUGCGGCAUCAGCGACCUCGAGUCCCUGGGCCGGGCGACGCACAAGCUCGAGAGCCACUACACGGAGCUCCUGGUGCUGGGCGAUGGGGCCGGGGCCGGGGCCGGGGCGGACGAGAAGCGCCGAAUCUACCGCGACCGGAGCGCGGUCCACCGCGCGGGGGCCGUGACGGCGCCGCUGCUCCUGCUGCACGGGCAGGCCGACACGGUCGUGCCGGUCGAGCAGGCUCGCGUCAUGGCGGCGGCGCUGAGGGCGCUCGGCAGGGACGUCGACAUCGUCGAGGUCGCGGGCGAGGGGCACACGUUCGCGAAGCCCUCCAGCGCGGAGGUCUGGCUGGUGGAGGAGGAGCGGUGGUGGAGGGAGAAGCUGCUUCGGGGAGGCGAGGGUGCACCGGCGUGA